Chenopodium quinoa (quinoa) is the source of this 1829-nucleotide messenger RNA. Its product is annotated as GATA transcription factor 24-like. Lineage: Eukaryota; Viridiplantae; Streptophyta; Magnoliopsida; Caryophyllales; Amaranthaceae. Gene Ontology annotation, biological process: regulation of DNA-templated transcription. Gene Ontology annotation, molecular function: zinc ion binding; sequence-specific DNA binding; protein binding. Bases 478 to 1554 code for a protein of 358 amino acids. The record is from RefSeq and is a predicted model, not a curated record. The transcript is spliced from 10 exons.
CCCACAAAUACAAGCUUACAACCAAAUUUUUAUUCCAUUUAAUUUUUCAAUUUUUUUUUUUUGAAACAUUUCAAUUUUUUAAUUUAUUCUCUGUGUUUGAAACAAAAAGAGUCAAAGGCUUUAGUCAAUCCUUUCUUUCUGCCCUAUGCCUAAACAGUAAACACCCACAUGGCCACAUAAACCCAAAAUACUUAAAAAAAUAAAGGAGUAUAAAAUAAAUUAUUUUUAAAAAAUAAAAUAAUAAUCAGAAAAUUGUCCCUUGAGAACCUGUGAAAUGGUCUCUUCACAAACGACUUUUUGCUCUGCAACACAAAAUCUAAUUUCCCCUUUUUUUCAUUUAUAUAUUUAUAAUUAUCCAUUUUUAGCACUACUUCUCUCUCUACUUUCUCUCUCUUCUUCUUCGUCUUCCUCAAAAAAUCCAAAUUCCUGAGAAUUAGGGUUUUACAGAGAGAUUUAUGCUCUUCGAAUGUUGUUGUAAUGGAGGUUUCAACGAAGCAAUUCGAUGAUCAAAAUCAGCUUGCGAUUAUGGAGGAAAACGACGACGACGAUUUCAGCGCCGGAGGUGAAAGCGCCGGCGAAGAUGCGCAUGUUAGCAUAGCGAUUCCUGGUAAUGCGAGUAGACCUGCUUCUUCUGCUGCUGCUGCUGCAGUGAGGUGUUCAUCUUCAUCUCCGCUAAUUCGGAAGAGAACUAGUGAGCUUACAAUCGCGUUCGAAGGCGAAGUGUAUGUUUUCCCUGCUGUUACACCUGAUAAGGUGCAAGCUGUUUUAUUACUCUUGGGAGGGCGUGAUGUAUCAGCUAGUGUACCUACAUCAGAGUUUCUACUCCAGCAGCAUCAUAUGGCACUAGGUGAUCCUUCAUGUGGCCAAAAAAUCUCUCAUAGAAUUGCGUCUUUGGUUAGAUUUCGAGAAAAGAGGAAAGAAAGAUGCUAUGAUAAGAAAAUUCGCUACACAUGCCGGAAAGAAGUUGCUCAGAGGAUGCAUCGGAAAAAUGGACAAUUUGUAUCAUUGAAGGAUCGGUACAACUUGGCUGCUGUAAAUUGGGAUCCUAAUGAUGGUACUCCACCUCCAGAAUGUGUCCCACGCAGUUGUCAGCACUGUGGAACCAAUGAAAAGUCUACACCAGCUAUGCGUAGAGGCCCAUCAGGUCCAAGAACCCUUUGUAAUGCUUGUGGGCUUAUGUGGGCAAAUAAGGGAACACUGAGAGAUCUUUCAAAGGCAGGGAGGAUUAUACCAUUUCAGGGUGACCUGGACACUCCAAGUGAUGUAAAGCCUCUGGCCAUUGAGCCUGACAGUUCCUAUGGCAAUCAAGAAACGCAGAAAAGCCCAGAGGAGGCAAAGCCUUUCACUUCUGAAUCAGGAAAAACCUCUACUAGGGAGGAUGAACAGGAUUUGCUAGAGAAUGACGAAGCAGUAACAAAUGAUUCUGCUGUCUCAUUGCAAAAUGCAUCAGUCAGUGUCACUGAACAGGAAGCUAUAGAAGAAGUUACCAAUGGUUCUGGAACAGAGUUUGAGAUUCCUUCUGGCUUUGACGAGUCAAUGGGAGCUUUCUACUGACUUAAAACUUAUUGGGAACACAUUUUUCAUCUGGGCUGCGAUGGCUAGCACUGCACAAGUAGUUGGUACAUGUUAUUAUUUAGUAAUUAACACCUCAUCAACUUACAGGAUUUUGUGAAGCAAAUUUUCCAAUCUGUUGUUUGUAAGAGGACUACCUGCCCUUAUUACAAACAAUAGAUUUGAGGCUGUAUGUAACAACAAAAGAUUUAUUUGUUUACCAAUUUUAACCUGUCAUAUACUGAGCCUAAAGGUUUGUGUAAAAGUUUUCCGCUUCA